GCCGCUUUCCACCGCUUGCUUGCUCUCGGCGGUCAGAGAGGGCCGGAGCGAGAAGAUGGCGAAGACGUACGAUUAUCUGUUCAAGCUGCUGCUCAUCGGCGACUCCGGCGUUGGCAAGACCUGCCUCCUGUUCCGCUUCUCAGAGGACGCCUUCAACACCACCUUUAUCUCCACCAUCGGAAUUGAUUUUAAAAUCAGAACGAUAGAACUCGAUGGAAAGAAAAUUAAACUUCAGAUAUGGGACACGGCGGGCCAGGAAAGAUUCCGAACCAUUACAACAGCAUACUAUAGAGGAGCCAUGGGAAUUAUGCUGGUCUAUGAUAUCACCAACGAAAAAUCUUUUGACAAUAUUAAAAAUUGGAUAAGAAACAUUGAAGAGCACGCCUCUUCAGAUGUUGAAAGAAUGAUCCUGGGUAACAAAUGUGAUAUGAACGACAAAAGACAAGUGUCAAAAGAAAGGGGGGAGAAGUUAGCAAUUGACUAUGGGAUUAAAUUUUUGGAGACAAGUGCCAAAUCAAGUACAAAUGUAGAAGAGGCAUUUUUUACACUUGCACGGGAUAUAAUGACAAAACUCAACAGAAAAAUGAAUGACAGCAAUUCAUCAGGAGCAGGUGGGCCAGUGAAAAUAACAGAAAGCCGGUCUAAGAAGACCAGUUUCUUCCGCUGUUCUCUGCUUUGAUGAACUCCUCAUUUCUGAGAGACUGCAGAAUACCUAGAGGGCCCUUCCCUGCCUCUCUGAAAGCACAGGCUACCCAGCCUCAGAGUCACCUCGCCUGGCUGCUGUGGAGAGCACCCUGGAACUCUAACCUCUCAACACAGACCACCAAGUGGAUUCCAGCCCUGUGGCCUAGCAAAAGAGUGGGCUCCUUUCUUUAAAAAUGGAAGCAAUGAUGUGGAGACACACAUAGGACCUAACUGGUUUUUCCUUGUUUUACUGCCUGUCCUGGAAGCUGCUGUCUUUCUUUGCACAUGCGUGUCAGCCUUUCCCUGGUACAGCGCAAUCUUAGACUCUUGACUGAGCACUUUAGUGGCAUAAAGUUCUAGACUUGUAUAUUUGGGGAUGCUUAAAGACAGCAGAGCAUUAAACGGAGGUCAACCUGCUAGAAGUAAAGGAUGGUUGGUCUGGGUCAUGUGGCCAAAAGUUCUUCUGUUGGUAGCAUUUAUUGAAGGGCUUUGAUUCGUAGUAUCCUAAAAAUCAUUAACUUUGAUAAAUGCUUAAAUUUUAUACAGAUGCCCAUCUAUCCAGAGGCCAUAGCAUUGUCAUCUUUUCUGGGGUCCUUCAGUCAUGCUCACCCCUGAGUAGUUGUGUCCCCUUUAAGUUGGCUGCCCUGCCUCCUCUGUGGAAACAGCCUCUGGAAAGCACUGCAGCCUCAGCUCGAGGGUUCUGUUUGCUGUCCCUUCUCCUGUGUGACUGGCUGUCAUUACUUACGUAUCUAAAACCCGUAGUUUAUACAAGCCCUGCUGUCUGCCUGUGUGCUUCAUGAGCAGUGAUCUUACGUAGGUAGAGAUGUGGUCAUCACGGCUUUCUGUCCGAAUUCACCUGUGGUCUUGUCAUGUUAGAAUAUGUAGUACAUUCUUUCCGAGUUUUACCCAUUAGCUUAUAUUACCCUGUUCUUAACCAGAAUCCCCACCUGUGAGAGUUAACAAAGGUUAGAUUUAGAUUUUAGUUUGUAGAAAACAGACAUACACAGAGAGAGAUUAAACAUGUUGCUGUAACUUUAAAAGACAGCUGUUAGUAAUGCUGAAAGAAAUGGUAUUUUUGUUCUAUUUGGGGUUUAAAAAAAUAAAAGUAAUUAGACCUAGCACAUCCUCCAGAAAUCUUGUCUUUUCAUUAGAGCACAUGUGAUUCAGGUCUCAGCUUUCAAAUAGCCAUCGCUAUGUGUCUAAGACCCAGCCCUGUGUGUUUAGGUUUGUCAUUAGAGAAGGGGUGUGGCCAUCCAGGCCAAAGCUCACCCAAGGCUCCACUGCCUUUCUCAGCAAAUGCUGGUUCUGUCGUUUCUUCUGUGGCUGAAACCACCACACUGGGGACAGGGAGGGUAUUUAGUGUUACCUUUUGUGCCAACUACAGACCAUAAUGUCACUACUGUCCUAACACAGAGGGCUUAAAAACAGGCGACAGUGGCAGUCACUCCCCUCUCUUGUGCUGUACGUUAAGAUGGACAUGGGUAACUGGUUACACAGACAAUUUUGCCUCAGAUUAAGACCUGGGAUUUCAGUGCUUGAACCAGGCAGGCCUUCCCAUCUGUGGGAAAGCUCAGCGCAUCCCAGUGGCUACAGGUGUACCAUAGUUAUUUUUGGUGGAUAUACUGACUUUACUGUUGACAAACUUCAGCCUCUUCUUCUUUUUCCCUAGUUACCUAUCUGCUUAAAAUCACACAUUACUACCCCCGUGCAAGCAGUGCACACACUGAGAACUGAUUACAAGUCUAACAUCGUGAAAUUAAAUACCUUUUGAAAAGAACCAGUAUUUUCUUAGAAAUGUCUUAUCACUACUUUUCUGGAAAAAAAAAAAGUUCAGGCGGUUUCAUUGGUCACAAAGUACUUUGCAAAAAGCACAGGUUACUGUGCAAAAAUUACACCACAUACGAAUGUAAUUCUCUUCGUGUUUACCUCUGACUGUUUGGUGUCUUAACACUUCGGUUUCUAUCUCAGGGGUUGUCUGCAAACCAAAACUGACAUGUUCCAUGGUCAGCUUCUUCUUUGCUUUGCUUUUGAUAAUUUCACUCUUCUCGUGUCUUUUGUGGGUUAAUAACUAGUCUCCAUGAACUUCCCUUUGAAAGAGCCUAUAAAUGUUAGGUAAGUCUAAAAGUGCUCUUUGAAGCAGCAGCAAUUGGGGAGUAUAUCCUUGUUAUAUAGAAAUACGUUGUCCUUGCUAUUUUCUUACAUUUAACUUUGCUAAAUUGUAUAUAAUUUGAACUCAGACCAUAGGAAAUUCACUUUCUGCAUGGUAGAAACAACCCAAUAAAUAAUCUACUUUGCUUAAUAAUGUACAUACAGUGCAUUAUUUUUUCUAUUUGUAGAUGAAUUUAGUGGCAGAUAAUUGUCUGUUCCCUGCUGAGACUGAAGAUAUCAGGGUGUGUGAGUGAGUGUGUGUGUGUGUGUGUGUGUGUGUGUGUGUGUGUACAUUUCUGUGGUCUUCUGGAUAGGGUACCUAGAGAUUUUUGCAGCAGUAUUAGUGGUUCAGUGGCUGCACUUUAUGAUUGUGCUAAUUUUUGACGAUUGGACUCGAAAUUUUCAUCUAGAUCCUGAUGGUAUCAGACAGUAAAUUGUACUGUAACUAAGUAGCACGUGAAUCAGUUGAUUGUAAACUGUUCCGCCAGGAACUUACUCUAGCCUCUUGUACUUCAGGCGGGUGGUAACAGAGCCAUCUACUUGUGCGUCAGUUGCUGCCACAGGCCUUCUUCCUAUUCAUGUCGACAUUUUAUGCAGUCUUUGUUAUACAUUUCCUGAAGACUAUGCUCUUUACUUUGAAGGACUAUUUUUUUUUUAAAUUAUACCUCACUUAGCUAACUAAUAUUCUAAUAACCAGUAGAAAACAGUGAGCCCGCCUCUAAGCAUCCAACACAUUUAGGCUGCAUGUUUUGUUCUGUCUUGUUUUGAACUGGAGGAAAAGAGAAAUGCUUUCAAAUAAGGCAUGCAUGUCAAUACUUAGUGGCAUACAAAAAUAUUACUUUCCUGUCCACCUAUUAAUGAAUUUAGUUGUGCAAUAUAACAGAUUGUUCUGCUGUUUAUGAGUAAGAAAUAAUUGUAACUGCAUUUUUAGUCUCCAAAUACUGAGAAUCUAUUAUGGCUUAUAAAGUGUUUUCCUAUGAGCAGUAAAAGAACAAGUUAGGCAGACUUUCUUCUCAAGCUUAUGACUUGGAUUCUUUUAUAAGUAUAGUUCUUAAUCUUUAAGGAUGAGAUUCUAAGCCUAGAAUUUUAAAACCACAUUUCAUUACGGUAGUUUACUGAUCUCAAAUUUUCUACAAUUCGAUUUUUUUAGACUUAAGAACAGCUAAACAAAACCUUCCUUUGUCUUUCUCAUCACAUCCAGUGGCAGAGAGGACUGUCUGAGAAUGAAGUCCCGUGAUUCAGAAGGAAUCAUAGCAGGUCAGGAUUUACUAAUAAAAGUUAUGACUGUCAUGUUCAUUAGAAGGAAACUAAAUGACUGAGUGCAUAAAUGAAGGUCAGCAAGCGUUUGUUUUAAGGAUUUUCCAGAUUUUACUUUGUAUCUUGAAGUGUGUGCCAUAUGCCGAGAACUAACAGGACUCCGUGUUUCAUCUUUGUACCUUUUUUUUUUUUUAAAGUGGACUUAUGGUCGUUUAUUCCUGUGGCCUUACGGAUGGGUUUGUCUUGACUAUUUGCAACUGAUGCUGCAGUUGCUUUAGUGCAAAAUGCCAUGAACUGUCUGACUAAAGUCAUGCCCCACCAUGGGGACUGUGGAGUUUCUUCAUAGACUUCUACUUGUGUGCUUACACAUAGUUUAUUUUGCUUCAGUGGCUUACUGUGGAAAGCUCCUGUGGAAAGCUCCUGUGGGUAGUAUAGACCUGCCCUGCCGCUAAUCUGUGGAAGCCAGUUCAUUAACUGUACUGAUACUGAUAUUGUGUUUUUUAAAAAUAAAUUUUAUUCCAGGUGAACUUUUUUUUAUAAUAAUGUUCAUCUAAAAUAAAAAAUUACAUGAUGAAAAA
Molecule: messenger RNA, 4667 nt
Organism: Grammomys surdaster
Lineage: Eukaryota; Metazoa; Chordata; Mammalia; Rodentia; Muridae
Gene: Rab8b
Product: RAB8B, member RAS oncogene family
Exons: 8
Coding region: 56-679 (207 amino acids)
Biological process (GO): protein localization to plasma membrane; cellular response to insulin stimulus; Golgi vesicle fusion to target membrane
Cellular component (GO): synaptic vesicle; plasma membrane; endosome
Molecular function (GO): GTP binding; GTPase activity
Source: RefSeq, a predicted model, not a curated record